UUUCAGUGUUGUAUUAAAUUGCUCCUCCAGCUCCUCCUCUCCUCAUCCUCCAAACCCUCUCAUCUGUCAGCAGUGAGCUCACUUUCCAAGUUACAAGGCCAUUCUCAGCACACACUGACAACAUGCUGGGGACCCUCUGCACUCUCAUCACUGCUCUAACAUGUGUGAGUGGUGUGACGGUGGUGACGCAGACGCCUCCUGUUGUGACGGUGAAGACAAGAGAGACAGUCACCAUGGACUGUAACCUUGGGACUGUUACUAAUGAAAGAGCAUGUUGGUAUAAACAGGUUCCAGGAGGAGUUCCUCAGUUUGUACUGAGCUGGUUUCAUGGCUGGAGCUCUGUCAAUUAUGGCUCUGGGUUUUCAUCUCAGAGAUUCAAUUCAAAUCAUCAGUCAAAAUCAGAUUAUCGUUUGAUCAUCAACAAUGUGGAGGAGGGAGACUCAGCAGUCUAUUACUGUAAAACAUGGGACACUUCUGUUCGUGAGUACGUAUUUGGACAAGGCACCAAGCUGAUUGUGACAAGCCCCAGCCUCUCUCCUCCUGUCCUGACAGUCUUCCCUCCGUCCAGUGCUGAGCUCCAGUCCAACCAAGCCACUCUGGUCUGUCUGUCCAGUCAGUCUGUGCCUUUUGCAGAUGUGAGCUGGUUGGUUGCUGGGAAUCCAGUGAGCAGUGGGAUCUCUACCAGCACCCCUGUUCAGAAACCAGACCGGUCUUUCCAAAUCAGCAGCUAUCUGUCCAUCCAGACAUCAGACUGGAACAUGGAUAAGAUUUACACAUGUAAAGUGUCUCUGGGCUCCCAGACUUCAGAGAAAAACAUCAACAAGUCAGACUGUUCCACUGAAGAAUAGUAGAGGAGCAGAAUGACUGUUUAACAUCUGCUUCUUUGCUGUUUGUGCUGUUUGCUCAUUACAAGGUUUCCAAGUUAGAAGAGAUGUGUCUGUAUGCUUGUAAUAAAUGUUGUGACGGUUAGGUGGAGGUGUUGUAUCAGCUUUGCAAUUGCUGCGUUCAACUGAGAAUUGUUCAAUAAAAAAAGCAUUGUGUUCAAAACAAGUCUGUAUUCAUUU
Molecule: messenger RNA, 1064 nt
Organism: Toxotes jaculatrix (banded archerfish)
Lineage: Eukaryota; Metazoa; Chordata; Actinopteri; Toxotidae
Product: immunoglobulin lambda-1 light chain-like
Exons: 4
Coding region: 123-848 (241 amino acids)
Source: RefSeq, a predicted model, not a curated record